CCGAGACCUACUGAAAGCAGAACCAGGACCCCCCGGGACCGGACCGGGCCCCCCCCGCGAUGUUGCUCCCCCGCCAGCCGGCGGCUCCUGGCCCUGCUGCUCCCCGAGCGCGGGCGGUGGGCGCUCGUGGGUGCCUCGGUGAGGUGGCCGGCCCCUACUUCACGGGCCACGUCGCUGACCGGGUGAUGCGGGAGGAGGACGCGUGGGCGGCCGUGUGGCCCUUGGUGGCGCUGGGGCUCGGCAGCGCCCUGGCCGAGCUGGGCUGUGACGGAGCGGCGGCCGCGGCGCUGACCCGGGCUCGGGGGCGGCUCCAGCGCGGCGCGGUGGCCGCGGUGCUGCGGGGGGAUGCGGCCGGACCGGGGGGCGUCCUGGGGGACACUCCGGCCGCGGUGGCAGCGCGGGUGACGGGGGAUGCGGCGGCGGCCCAUGGGGCUCUGGCCGACGAGCUGGUGCCGGCGCUGUGGGCGCUGGCCCGGGCAGGGGCUCUGCUGGCCGUGAUGGGCUCGCUGGCCCCGCUGCUGGCCCUGGGCACCCUCCUGCUGCUGCCCCUGCUCCUGCUGCUGCCGCGCCGCGUGGCCGCCACCCAGCACGUACCGGGGGGGGGGGGUCCUCUUGUCACCCCUGUGUGCUCAGUGCCACCUUCCUGCACCCCCUGUCCGCACUAGGCUUCCCCUCAGCGCUUCCCCCGAGCCUUUUUGUCACCUCCCUCUGUAACCUGUACCUUUGUCCCUGCACACCCCCCCCCACCCCGGUCACUCUUCUUGUCCCCUCCCUGCAGCCCAUAUCACCUCCCUGGGCCCCUUGUCCCCUCCCUGCAGCCCUGGUCACCUCCCUGGGCCCCUUGUCCCCUCCCCUGCACCCCUGGUCACCUCCCUGCACUGUGUGCCCCAUUGUCACCUCCCAAAGCCGCUUGUCCCCACCCCAGGUCCUGUCCGAGUCCCUCGUGUCCCCUCCUGGUGCCUGCUGUCACCUCCCCAUGCCCACUGUCACCCUCUCCUGUCCCCUGUGCCCUCCCUGCCUCCCAUCUGCACGUGUGGUGACCUCCCUGUCCCCAGGGUGACCCCCUCAAUGAUCCCACGUGGUGACCCUGCAGUGACUCCCGUGUAACCCCCGUGUGCUCUCUGUGACCCCCCCCAUGAUCUUGUGGUGUUCCCUCUGUACCCUCCAGCCCUGUGGUGACCACUCUGUCCCCUCUCUGUACAGACCCUCCGUGCCCUCCAUCCCUGUGGUGACCCCCCUGUCCCCCGUGUCCCCAGGGUACCCACUGUCCCCCGUGUGGUGACACCCGUGGUGACCCCUGUGUGGUGUCCACUCUGUCCCCUCCCUGUCCCCACCCUGUCCACCCUCCAUGCCCUCCAUCCUUGUGGUGACCCCAGUGUCCCCAGGGUACCCCCUGUCCCCUGUGUGGUGACCCCUAGUGGUGACCUCCCGUGGUGACUCCAUGUCCCUAGGGUAGCCCCUGUCCCCUCUGUCAUGACCCCCCAUGGUGACGCUGUGUCCCCCAUGUGGUGACCACGUGUGGUGACCCCACUGUCCCCCUGUGGUAACUCCCCGUGAUGACCCCUGUGGUGACCCCGUGUCCCCAGGAGCUGGCGAGGGGGGCGCAGGAGGCUCUGGCCGGUGCCACCGCAGUGGCCCUGGAGUCGCUGGGGGCCCUGGGGACUGUCCGGGCCUUCGGCCACAAGGCCGGAGUGACCACCCAUGUCCGGCAGCGCCUGAGCCACGGCCACCACCUGGAGAGCAGAGAGGCCCUGGCAUACAGGGUGGCUCACUGGGCCAGCGGGGUACGGGGACACAGGGAGGACACGGGG
Myiozetetes cayanensis is the source of this 1811-nucleotide messenger RNA. RefSeq names its product antigen peptide transporter 1-like. Gene Ontology annotation, biological process: transmembrane transport. The transcript is spliced from 3 exons. Gene Ontology annotation, cellular component: membrane. The record is from RefSeq and is a predicted model, not a curated record. Lineage: Eukaryota; Metazoa; Chordata; Aves; Passeriformes; Tyrannidae. The coding region runs from base 60 to 665 and encodes 201 amino acids. Gene Ontology annotation, molecular function: ABC-type transporter activity; ATP binding.